AUGGGAGAGUGGUGGACAACUGUGCCAUUAGAGACAUCUAUGGGUAAAUAUCUAAUUUUAAAGACUCGUCGGCUGUGCUUUUCUGGGAUCUUGGAGAUGACCCAUAUUUGUGUUCUCAUUUUAGAGCAGCAACCUAUUUCCAGCUGCCCCACAUGCAGUUGUUAUAAAUGUAUCUCUCUGUUUUGCGUUUUAGGAAACUAUGAAAUCUCCAGCAUAUCACAUGUGACGAUGUCCCCCUCAAGGCAGAACAACCUUGUGUCAAUGUACUCCUCUGUACCCCCUCUGUCGAGAGGCUCCUACAAUGUGAUAAGUGCCUUUUGCACUGAGGAUAACGUUCCUCAAUGCAUUUCCUACAUCAAUCAGGUAUGGAAACAUCCUUGUUUAGAGUUGUAUUCAUGAAGCUAAAAUGUCAACUGUAGUAUUGCAAUGUUUUCUUUUAUACAUUUCUGCCACAAUUGUUCACUUAUCCACCACAAUCCAUCCACUCUCUUCCACAGGAGCUGGCCUCUCUGGGCCUCUCCUCCACGUGUAUCGAGGCCAGCUCAUCAGAGGGAGCCAGCCUGAAUGCAGUGCCAACCUUGAAUGCCAUGUAUGAGCUGCUCCAGAUUCAUCGACGCAACAUGUGCACUUUAGAAGAGCUGGAGAGGGAGCAGCUGAAGAAACUGAACUCUAUAGAACACAUGCAGAUGAAUAAUUCCAGACUAAAGGCAUGUAUGAGACAAAGCAUAUACACUCACCGGCCACUUUAUUAGGUACACCUGUCCAACUGCUCGUUAACACUUAAUUUCUAAUCAGCCAAUCGCAUGGCGGCAACUUAGUGCAUUUAGGCAUGUAGACAUGGUCAAGACAAUCUCCUGCAGUUCAAACCGAGCAUCAGUAUGGGGAAGAAAGGUGAUUUGAGUGACUUUGAACGUGGCAUGGUUGUUGGUGCCAGAAGGGCUGGUCUGAGUAUUUCAGAAACUGCUGAUCUACUGGGAUUUUCACGCACAACCAUCUCUAGGGUUUACAGAGAAUGGUCCGAAAAAGAAAAAAUAUCCAGUGAGCGGCAGUUCUGUGGGCGGAAAUGCCUUGUUGAUGCCAGAGGUCAGAGGAGAAUGGCCAGACUGGUUCGAGCUGAUAGAAAGGCAACAGUGACUCAAAUAACCACCCGUUACAACCAAGGUAGGCAGAAGAGCAUCUCUGAACGCACAGUACGUCGAACUUUGAGGCAGAUGGGCUACAGCAGCAGAAGACCACGCCGGGUGCCACUCCUUUCAGCUAAGAACAGGAAACUGAGGCGACAAUUUGCACAAGCUCAUCGAAAUUGGACAAUGGAAGAUUGGAAAAACGUUGCCUGGUCUGAUGAGUCUUGAUUUCUGCUGCGACAUUCGGAUGGUAGGGUCAGAAUUUGGCGUCAACAACAUGAAAGCAUGGAUCCAUCCUGCCUUGUAUCAACGGUUCAGGCUGGUGGUGGUGGUGUCAUGGUGUGGGGAAUAUUUUCUUGGCACUCUUUGGGCCCCUUGGUACCAAUUGAGCAUCGUUGCAACGCCACAGCCUACCUGAGUAUUGUUGCUGACCAUGUCCAUCCCUUUAUGACCACAAUGUACCCAACUUCUGAUGGCUACUUUCAGCAGGAUAAUGCGCCAUGUCAUAAAGCUGGAAUCAUCUCAGACUGGUUUCUUGAACAUGACAAUGAGUUCACUGUACUCAAAUGGCCUCCACAGUCACCAGAUCUCAAUCCAAUAGAGCAUCUUUGGGAUGUGGUGGAACGGGAGAUUCGCAUCAUGGAUGUGCAGCCGUCAAAUCUGCGGCAACUGUGUGAUGCCAUCAUGUCAAUAUGGACCAAGCUCUCUGAGGAAUGCUUCCAGCACCUUGUUGAAUCUAUGCCAUGAAGAAUUGAGGCAGUUCUGAAGGCAAAAGGGGGUCCAACCCGUUACUAGCAUGGUGUACCUAAUAAAGUGGCCGGUGAGUGUACACAGGCUAUAAUGUGUUUGUGUCUGGAAGGUGCAGUAACAGUCUGCUGACCACUAGAGGGCAGAAAAGAAACAGAAAAGAAGAAUUUCCUUGAAAAAUAAUUUAAUUUGACUGAUACUACAAAACCAAACAAAGGCAAACCUUACAAAACUACAGCCCAGAGUGCUCUCAUGAUUUUUAGAUCACAAUGGCAGAUGUGUCUUUUAAUCUCAAUAGUUUUCUGCUUGCAAGGCUAAACAUUCCUCCUCCAUCUAAACCUAAGUCUGGAGUGAUGGGGAAAAUACUUAAGUUCACAAAAUCUCCAACAUCUUGAUAAAACUGUUAUAUCUUAGGAUACCAACCUCACCAACCUCUAUGUUUGUGUAUUUACUUUGUUAUCUUAGAGCUUCAGAAUUUUCUCAGGAAUCUUCUCCUUUUUGUUUCAACCCUGGACUUAAGCCUUGAUCAAAAUAUCCCUCAUUUCUCUGCUCUCGUCAUAAGUUCCACAUUUUUCUCUCUAGGAUCAACUGGAGCUGUCCAUAAGAGAGAAAUCUGGCCUGCACGAGGUUGAGAGGCAGCUACAACUCAAAAUUAAGACGCUACAGAGCUGCUUGAAAACAGAAAAGGAUGAGGUAGGAUUUCAUUUUAUUGUUCUAUUAGCAAAACACAGAUUUUUGCCACAUAUGCGUUUACAUAUGUUCUGUUUUAGCUCUCCAAAUUUGUAAUUUUUAACUUCUGUUGUUCAGGUUCAGAAGCUCCAGAGUAUCAUAGCCAGUCGUGCCUCUCAGUACAGUCAUGAUGCCAAAAGGAAAGAAAGAGAAGCCGCAAAGCUCAAGGAACGCCUCAGCCAGCUAUUGGUCGACAGGAAGGAGAAAAAGCUAGGUACGUGCGCCAGUCUUCUCUGAAAGAGUGGUUGUAAUUCUCUCCUUACACAAGUAAUUUUGAACCGAGGUGGUCUAACUUUGGGCGUUUCAUUUUUCUUCAACAGCUAUUGAUGUACUGAACAGCUUGGGGCGGUCAGAUGGAAAGAGGAGCCACUGGAAAAAUGCCAAAGGAACAGCCAGGUAUUAUUGAAGUCAUUUCAUGCCUCGUGAAUGUGAUUGUGCUUCAUGCUAUGUGAUCAUAACUGUACCUGUAAAUAUCUUGUUUUAGCCACGAGGGUGACAUGUACAGGUCCUUGCUCAGUGACUAUGAGGCCACUCAGAAGUCCUUGAUGCUGGAGAACGCUGAGCUCAAGAAAGUCCUCCAGCAGAUGAAGAAGGAGAUGAUACACAUCCUGAGUCCACGUCAGCCCUCUAACAGAGAAGCCGAGGACAGCCAUGAGCAGGUAUUUGGUUUAUUAUUUUUUAUGUUAAUGCUGCACACAGUUGAAGCAUGUGGGAUUAUUGGCUUCAGUGAGGCUAGUUUUAUGAUAGGGAAACAACUCACCACAACUAUAAAGUCCCAUACAUCAAGUUGUUGUAAUUACUUAAAACCAAGAAAAUCAUGAAAACUAGAAUGUCAAACUAAAGGUCUUUACACACGGGACUGUUUUUGUUGCACGAUUAUUUCGGACGUCAAUAUUUUUUUAUCGAACUCAUAUCCUGUCAAUACAAGCGCUCACAUCAGCGAAGUUUUCCCUUUCUGCGAUAUUGCGGCAUUUAUUUUUUCAGAUCAUGGUCGAUUUUCGUUUCUGAUUGGCUAUAAGUGCUGACCAUUUGGCUUGAGCGUGUGAUGACGUUUCCAGCUUUUCUAGCCAAUCAGAGGCAAAGGAGGCGGGACUUUCCCCCGGAAAAGUCUUCCACGGGAUGCGUCAAGUCGCAAAAUCGCAUCGAGCUUGAUGUGUAUAGUAAGGCGCGUCAAAAUUCACCUUUUUUCGCUGAAUAUUUCGUGAUUUCGCGUUCUACAUUCGUGUCAGCCCCGGUGUGUAAGGACCUUAACACUAAACUAUUAAAAAUGUAAUCAAAGCCAAGCAUUUUCAAAGAGUAAAAAUUACACUUGACCCACAAACAUUAAAAGCUAGUUAAACUAAUUGGAAACGUAGAGGGCCAAAUGAAGUAGAAAUAAAAACUUCUUGACUCCAUAUGUGCAAUUGCUUUAACUAUCACAUCCUUCCUCUUGAUUUUGGCUGAGACAGAAACGGUAUGUUCAAAAGACUUUUCUCUGUGAGCAUCUGCUUCUGAUGUCAUGUUUGCACAUCAAAAAGUUCUAUUUUUUUCUGCUCUUGAUUCAGUUGGAUUCAGAUGUGGAGGAGAAGAUGGGCGAUUCAAGUCGGGAAACUCUGGACCAAUCCUGCGAGCAUGCAAGAGAGCAGCUCACCAACAGCAUACGGCAGCAGUGGAGGAAACUGAGGGACCACAUGGAGAAAUUAGACAGCAAAGGUACAUACAGCUCAUCAAAUACCCUGAAAUACAAACAUGUUCCUGCCCUAAUUGUGUACUUUAUACAUUUCCUAAUCUAUUAAGAAUGAAUUUAAAACUUUGAUUCAGUCUAAAUGUGGAGCUGUUCUCUUGAGCUCUUACAGCCUCGCCGUACACUGGGAAAAAGAACUUCAGAUGAUAAGCUGGUGUUUCUGCGCCACUCUUUAAAGCUUCACAGGUGCAGAGUCAGCUGGAGUCCAAUAAGGAGGUGAUACCAAGAGAGACCCAUGAGGAUGAGAUGGAGAGGAUGAGGCGUGAAGUGCAGCAGUGCAAAGAGUUCAUUCACGCGCAGCAGCAGCUCCUCCAGGUAAUUUUGUGAAAUCUUCAAGAGUAACUUGGACUGAAGUGUAUUUGUGUUUAUAAGAGUGUUUCUGUGUCUGCAGCAACAGCUCAACACAUCAUUUGAUGAUGAGACGGCAGCCUUUCUUAAUGACUGCUACACUCUGGAGGACAAAGAGCGCCUCAAGGAGGAGUGGAGGCUGUUUGAAGAACAGAAGAGGAAUUUUGAGAGGGAAAGGAAGAACUUCACAGAGGCUGCUAUCCGCCUGGGGAGAGAGGUACUGAAGCAGCAGCAGCAGCACUGUUUUAUUUCAAAUAUUUUAGGUGCGGCUAAAUUUAAUAAAUCACUUUUUUAAAAACAUUUUCUUUUGAUUUUGAAGAAAAAAGCCUUUCAGGAGGACCGAGCUGCUUGGCUCAGGAAUCAGUUUUUGAACAUGACUCCUUUCACAGACCGGAGAUGCUCCCUGUCUGACGGUCAAAGUGCCUUAUCAAUCAGUAAGUCUUCUAUUUGAAUAAAGAUAAACUUAACAUCUUUACACCUCUGACUCACAAAAUUGACUUUGGGUAUAAAAUGUGUCUUUUGGAGGAAAUUUGCAUAAAACUGCAUGCAAUAUAUAGUUACUUUAACUUCAAGUAUUUUCUUUGGAUUUUAAUACGACUACAUUUUGUAUUCAGGAAGUGAACCCGAGGUGAGGAUGUCUUCCACAAAAAGUCAAGUGGUGAAAUCCUCCACAUACACAACCUUCUCCACUCCAAAAGCAACACAAAGUGCUACUGUGCCAUCCACAACGGAGCUGUACCGAGCGCUGCGCCUGAUACCAGACAGCAGGUAUUAAUAGCACAUAUAAUCACUUCUGUAUCUAAUUAGCAAGAUGGAUUUAUUUUCACCCCACUUUACUGUCGGUGAAAAUUAAUUUAUGUCAUUUUUCAGGGACAUCUGAACUCCUAAUACAAAUUCAAAGUGCCACAAAUCAGUUCCUUGUAGUGAUGGGAAGAACAGUUCUUUUGACUGUACUGAAUCUUUAGAAUCCGGUCAUUAAAACGAUUCAAUCAAAAGAUUUGUUCACUGAAUCAGUCAGUGCUACGGGAUGCCAGGCUCACAGCUGAGCUCAACAGAACUGAAAAAGGAACAAAUCAGGUCUCGGAGUGAUUCAGUUCACGUCGUUCACUCAGCAGUUCCAUACUUUUGAAUGAAUCGUUCAUGAAUGACACAACACUAGUUCCCUGUGAAUAAGUGAGGAUCAGACCCCAUUGGUGAUGUUUGUUUUACACCACUUCAUACUUGUUUAACACUGUAUUUUGCCUACAUUUCAGCUCUUCCAGACAUUCAAAUCGAGGUUGUUGGCAAGACUCCACUACCAUUGAGGACGGAGAUACUCACUUCAAACCUAAAUCCAGAGUUCGGUGUGGGGACUUGAGUAUCUUCUCCCUGGGUGAAGAUGAGAAUAGCCUCACUUGAUCCUCCAGUGCCUUUUUUGUGAUUUUUUUUUUUUUUUUUGCUAUGGACUUCUGCAUCUUUUCAUGGGAAAAUUCCACCUCUGCUCAUAAACACUCAGCAUAUUGUCGCAGCAUUACUUUGAUGUUGCUUCUUUGUCAUUCAUGGACAUGCACUGAUCAGUCACCAAAGCUGAACAAACAGGAAAGCACUUUAAUGACCCUGCCAUUCUUUCUUUUUUAACACAUCAGCACUGACAAAUCAGAUUGUAAGCUGUUAAGUGGCAGGUAUGUACCAAGUAAUGAUAGUUUGUUUACAUAUUUUCUGUGGAUAAAUUAUGUGCAUAAUUUUAACUGAGGUAUGUAAUGACAUUAGAUUGAUAUUAACUCCACAAUAAAGAGGUUUUUAAUUAAAGGUAUUGUGGUCUUUGUCUGGCGCCCCCUGGUGUUCACAAAAGGAGUUGCAGCCACAAAAUGUGAAAUAACCGGAAUCCGGAUGUGAUCAUCUUUACUUUUGUUUCAGCAUCCAGCCCUCAAUCCCACCCACCACCCAGCGUCUAUUUUCCACAGAAAACAUCGAGAAUGUCGAGCUCUUCUAAUCUUACAGCCAUGAAAAAGGCCGUACAGCAGCUUCGCUUUGAGGCCAGCAUAAACAGAGUGAAGGUAAUGAUUUUCCUAUUGUUUUUUUUCGGUUAGUAACGAAAGAGAGAAAAGACUGAACCGCUAACAAUGCUAGCUGCUGCUGCCAGAAGCUAGCGAUAGCAACAUUAGCAGCUGGUCAACAAGCCGACAGAUCAGGGCGUAACUGAGACUGAAGGGGAAGUGUUUCAAAAAGUCUGAAACCCUGAACUUUCGAGAUUAAGCAGCUGAGAAAAAAGUUUAUAAUGUUAGAAAAGUAGUAGUUAGUAUUGAAUGAGGAGUCUAAAAUACUCAGAGCAGGUCUGUGACCGGCGUUUGGACCAUUUUUCUAAAUACUCGUCAACUUUGCUCGGUGGAAAAAUAAACUAGUUAACAUUUCUUAACAUUUCUUGACUUACAUCCUUUGAAAUUUAAGAGGGUACUUUAUUAGAUCUGCACUGAACUCAAAAGGAAAUAAGGGACACUUGUUGAACUAGUAGUGAAGUUAAAAAGUACCAAAUGAAUUAAUCUCAACAGCCUGUAUAAUAUUCCUCACUAGAGUUCAGACUUAACAAUAAGCUCUAGUAUAACCCUGCAAAGCCUUUUAGUGCAAUUUUUAUGUACAGAGCCAAGCCUCAAUGGGGCCCUAAGCAAAGUUUGAUUUCAAAGCCCUCUAUUUCUGCCAAUAAUACUGAUUGUUGAUCAUUCACACACCUACUACAGUAUAAAUUUAAUGUGCCUGACAUUUCUAAACAUUUUUAACAUCAUAUUUUUAGGUAAAAACAUAAAUAAUAGCAAUGCAAACAUACAAAUAAAACCAAUGAAUGACUGAUGAAUGAUGUUCAGGCUGCCACAUGUGGUUUUUAACUUCAAAAUGUAACACAUUCAGCGACAAGAGCUGAUUUUCACAACAUUUAAGUGAUAAAGCGUUGUGUUCACUGUUUUACUUUAUUUUUGUAAUAUAUAUUUGAUCAUACAGAAAGCAUCACUCAUACAUGCAAAAAGAAAAAAUAUAUAUAUAUAUUUUUUUUCUUUUUGAUUGCUCUGGGGGGGGGGGGGGCUCCCUAUUGACUACGGGGCCCUAAGCAGGCACUCAGUUCGCUUAUGCCUUGGUGUAUUCACUGUAUGAAUAGACCAGUUUCUCAGAGUAAUCCAGGAAUGUUUUACCACAUCUUGGUCAACUGACUGAGCUGACUUGAAAGAUCAAGACUAGGACCAGAAAAUAAAUAAAUAAGAAGCAGAUUUUCAAAAAUAUCUGUUGACUGGAGUUAACAUGAAAAAAAAAGCUUCACAAAAACUGAAACUAAAGAAGAAAUGUGGUUAGUCUUGGUUUUUCAUCUGACAGACAUAUCCUUGAUGGAUUGUCUUUUGUGAAUAGUUGACAGACAUAUUUAUAUGCAUGUUCAACAGGUGUGUGAUGUACUGAGUUGUUAACAAAUACUUUUGUGUCCAUUUUUGGGUUCUUGCCUGUAGGAAGGAACCCCAUAUUACAAAGAGAGUAAUGCAAAUACUAAAAAAAGUAAAGCAUUUUUCAAGAGAAGAAAACAAUCAUUUUAACUAAAUUGUCUUAAACUUUGAUUCAAAAAUUGCCAUUUUAAACUCAUAUGGAAUUUGCAGCUGUGCAAAAAGAUCGACUUUGUCGAUCAAUAAGAGACUUGAUCCAACAUUUAUCAAAGUGCACUUUAUGAUCUUUUCAUAUCACUAGGUUUUAAUAUUUUAAGAUUUUUGUAUUUGUAUUGAAGUAGCUGAAGUCUUCAUAAAUAGCUGCCAACUCUGUAAAUGUGCUUGAGUAACCCCUUGUUUAAGAUACCUCCAUAUAUUCCCGUGUCAUGCCUCACAUUUGGGUCCCUCUCUUGUCACCAGGUCUCCCAGGCAGCGGCAGACCUCCAACAGUUUUGCAUGCAGAAUGCCUUGCAGGAUCCUCUGCUCACCGGUGUGUCCUCCAGCACCAACCCUUUUAGGCCGCAGAGAGUCUGCUCCUUCUUGUGAAACCACUGUGUCCAUCGGUCAGUGAAGGUUGACACAUAACGGCAUACACUGACACAUACUGGACAUGUAUGUUACAGAUAUAAUCCACCUUAGUGUUGCUUUUUUAAAGUUUCUAAGUACGUAUGUAACAUGCAUAGAAACUAGUAAGACCUCCUCUGCUAAAUAGACUUGUUCGAGGCCAACUUCAUGCAUUUUAAGUAUGAUCAAGGUAUCUGUACAGCAGCUUUAGUUUGGCAGCAACAUCAAUGUUUAGAUGGACUGCAGGCACAGAAUAGGUGUAAUUCAAUGUUUCUGACCUACCUCGGUUUAAUGAGAUAAAACCCCUUUGCCUUAUUUUCCAUUUGUUUGUUUCUUUUAUUUUCCAAUUCUGCAGGCCUUCAUUUUGAUGCUACAGGGAAAAAUUGACCUCAACACUGCUCCUCAUGCCAAGCCAUUAUACUGCCACGGGAUCCCUUGAGUGUAGAACACAUUGUAAAACAUGUCGGGAAGAUGAUCAUCUAUUUUCAGCCACAGUAGAAAAAAAAGGAGACAGUUUUAUUUUUCAUGGCACAGUUAGAUUUUUUCAGUGAAUUAUUGUGCCUUUUCUAUUGUUCUAUUUUAGUCAUCACUGUUCUGGACAUUUUUUGUAUUUAAUGAAUAAAAAGCAUUCUUUACUACAUCUGUG
Messenger RNA from Xyrichtys novacula (pearly razorfish), 9315 nucleotides. The record is from the annotation of a GenBank genome assembly. NCBI's taxonomy places the organism in Eukaryota, Metazoa, Chordata, Actinopteri, Labriformes, Labridae.